Molecule: messenger RNA, 1277 nt
Organism: Medioppia subpectinata
Lineage: Eukaryota; Metazoa; Arthropoda; Arachnida; Sarcoptiformes; Oppiidae
Source: the annotation of a GenBank genome assembly
CUAACACGUGAUCGCAAUGUUUAACACAAAACGAAAUGUAAAUAAAAGUUUUCAAACGAAAUGAUUGUCUGAAACAAAGACUUGAUUUGAAUCCACAACUCGUCGUUUGAAUCCAUUCUUCCGACACAACCAUUGAUUGGCCGCCAUUUUGGACACAAGAUCUGAUUAGAAGGGAUGGGCUGUCGAUACAUAGCGGCCGGCUUUCGGCAGGACAUGGAAACGCUGUUCAAUCGGUUCUGCACUUCAGAGCCGCCCGAAGAGACCCAACCCGUGUCCUCAGCAACCGAUGGACGCAAUGGAGUGAAGACAGAGACAGAGGUGACGGCGGAACCGGUGCUGAGUCUUCGGUUCACCCGUUUCUGUGAGAUCUGGCGAGAGAUGCACUUCUCGUAUAUCUUUAAGUUCCGCCAAAACGAUAACGAAAUGCGAGAAUUUGUGGACGAAAUGUAUUUAGAAGUCCUCCCGAAUGUGGCCGAAGACCAUCGGCUCGAGCGCCGCGUCUGCGCUCUGUAUCUGCUCUACUCGUUGUACUCAAAACAGCCCAAACUCGACGGCCAAACGGCAGCGCCGCAGAAGAUACGGAUCAACUUCGCGUAUUUGCAGCAAAUGCGAGACCUCAUCGAGACGUGCAAACAAUUGGAUCAAUUGGAUGUGUGUUAUGUCUGGUAUAAACUGUUGUCUAUGGGAGCCAUUCAUUUCGUGCACGUCUCGCGACUCAUGGGUCCGCUCUUUAUCCGCAACAGUCGUGUCACUAAUGAAACCCAAACCAAAACCGACUUUCUUAUCGACCAGUUUCAGACAUCACUUAUGGCGCCUUUGGAUGAGUUGUCGCACAUUCACGAGAAAUACAGAGCCAUGAAAGAGGCGAUCGUCGACGAGAGCCCGCAAUUAGAGCCGCAGUUCAAACAUGUGGAUCACAUUAAUGACAAUCAGUUUGAGUUAACCAAAGCUCAAAUGUAUAACUUGGCCAAAGAGUUCAGCAAUACUACAGUCAAGACAUCGACAAACACUGCGGCCAAUGACGAGACGGAAGAAUGCGAUGAAUUGAAUGACAAGACAUACGACGCGAUCGGAGAGAAGCGCCGAAAGUUGAAAGAAAAGGCUUUCGGUUUCGGAAAUGCGAGCAAUAAUACGAUGGAAAAGACCGAAACGACAGAUCAGAUCACAGACGCAGACAAUAAACGGAAGAAGAAGUCGACGACAAUAGCGGGCAAAAAGAGAGGCCGACCAAAGGUGGCCAGAAUUACUGAUCAAUUGUGAUUGAGAAGCAAAUUAUG